AUGCGGGUAGUCUUAUUACUACUCGUAUUGUAUAAUGGAAAUAUUAUAAAUUCUAUGGAAUUGAAGAGUACAAAUUCAUGUCAAAUACCACUUCUGACAAAUUCAAAGAUUACAACUAGUAGUAAUAUUGAUCAAGUCGAUACUUGGUGUCCAUCUAUCAUUGAUAUUCAACCUUAUAUACAAGCUACUUUAUCGAAUUUAACUUAUUUAACAUAUAUCGAAAUAAAAUCGAAACUAUCGUCGGAUCUCGAUUAUCGUCUUGAAUACACACGUGAGAAUAUAAUUGAUCAGUAUACAAUAUGGCGUUCGUAUCGUUUAUUAAAUAAUAAACAAGAAAAAAUAUUUCUCGAUCCACCAAUGAUUGCAAAACAUGUACGAUUAACUAUAAAACAGCUUAAAAAGAAUAUUUGUAUUCAAUUUGAAUUAUUUGGAUGUGCUUUUACCGAUGGUGUUAUAUCCUAUAGUAUGUUACAAGGCUCGAAUAGACUUGAAGAUGAUACCUAUGAUGGACAUUACGAUGAAAAACAACGCUAUCUAUAUGAUGGUCUUGGUCAAUUAUCAGAUGGAAAAACUGGACCUGAUAAUCAUGAAGAUGAGCGAGGAUUACAAUGGGUCGGUUGGCGAAAACCACGUUCGAUAAAAACGAAUAAUCAUUCGAUAACAAUUUUAUUUUAUUUCGAUGCCCUACGAAACUUUUCACGUAUGACAAUACACGCAAAUAAUUAUUAUCCAAAAAAUAUUUACACAUUUCGUGCAGUAACAAUUGAAUUUUUAAAUUAUAAUAAUGAAUUAAUUAAUAGUUCAUCGUUGAUUACAUAUCAUAAUCAACAUGACGAUCAAUUCGAAAUGGCACGAGCCAUAAUGAUUGAUUUAAAAAAUCAUAUUGCUUCAAAAUUAAAAAUUCGCCUAUAUUUCGAUGGAAAUUCAAUAUUAAUUAGUGAAAUUACAUUCGACUCUUUUAUUGUACCUAUAAUAGCAUCGACGACUAUUAAAGCGAUUACUCCACAGCAGCCAUUACAAAAAAAGGCGACACAUCAUUUUUGGAUUUAUGUCAUUGUAUGUUUUUCAACAAUGGCAAUCGUAUUAUUGUUAGGAGCGAUUAUAAUACUUCUACGACGAACAUUACAUGACCAUAAAAAGAUCAAAAAACAUUAUUUUACACCAAUACAUAAUCAUACGAAUUCAUCAGCAUCAACAACAUCAAGUGAUAUUGAUUUUCACUCAACUCAACAUCGUUAUGCAACCAUUGGAUCAGCAGCACAUCCAUAUCUACUUUGUACAAAUAGUAGUAUUAAUUCUACAACAUCGCCACAUUAUGCUAAAUUAAUGCCGACAACAACUUUAUUACGAACACCAUCAUUAUAUCAGCAGAAUCAUAUUGAAGGCAUUUGUGGAAAUAGUGCAUUUAGCACGCAACGAUUAUUUACAUUUGAUAUAAAUCAAAAUCAAUUUAUACCAAUGCAUCAAAUAAAUAUUAAACGACGAUUAGAAUCAAGAAAACAAAUCGUUGGAGGCGGAGAGAUUUGUCAAGGUGAAUUACAAAUCAAUCAAUCGGUUGUACCGAUAACAGUUCGACGCCUUCUACCAAAUGCAUCUGUACAGUCAAAAAUAUCAUUUUUUAACGAACUCAGUCUUUUAACAUCGCUUUGCCAUCCGAAUAUCAUUCAUGCAUAUGGUUUUUGUUCUGAACCAGCGAUGUCCUUAUUAACAGAAUCAUUAGAUUUAACAAGUAUCGAUCUUUAUCAAUAUCUUCAACAUUACAAACAAGAACAACAAAUGGGCGAUAGUCUUUAUGCUACCACAGUUUUCUUCGGUUCUCAAAUAGCAUCAGCAUUAUCCUAUUUAGAAUCCUUACAUAUCUAUCAUCGUGAUAUUGCAACAAGAAAUUGUUUAGUUACACUUGAUUUAACAAUAAAAUUACAUGAUUUAGCUAUGUGUAAUGAAGUCUAUACGGAUGAUUAUGUUCUAGUUACUGUUAGUAGUGAUAUUGAAUCUCGACGACCUAUUCGUUGGUGUGCAUGGGAAACUAUUUGUUUGAAUCGAUUUACAUCAAAAUCAGACGUUUUUUCAUUUGGUGUACUUCUUUGGGAAAUUUUAACUAUGGCUGAACGACCACAUAGCCUAUUAGACGAUAAUCAAGUUUUAUGUAAUCUACGUAAUUCAAAUCAUUAUCUAUCAAUACCAUCAUGUGGACUAGAUUUGAUCGAUUUAAUCUCAUCAUGUUGGCAUAAAUGCGAUUAUGACCGACCUUCAUUUUGUCAAAUAAAUCACAUUUUAUGCCAAAAACAACAACAAUUAAUGGCAAAAAAUGCAGACACUUAUCAACAAAUGAAUUAA
Messenger RNA from Rotaria socialis, 2337 nucleotides. The record is from the annotation of a GenBank genome assembly. NCBI's taxonomy places the organism in Eukaryota, Metazoa, Rotifera, Eurotatoria, Philodinida, Philodinidae.